Molecule: messenger RNA, 510 nt
Organism: Budorcas taxicolor (takin)
Lineage: Eukaryota; Metazoa; Chordata; Mammalia; Artiodactyla; Bovidae
Gene: DYNLRB2
Product: dynein light chain roadblock-type 2
Exons: 4
Coding region: 78-368 (96 amino acids)
Biological process (GO): microtubule-based movement
Cellular component (GO): cytoplasmic dynein complex; cytoplasm; centrosome
Molecular function (GO): dynein intermediate chain binding
Source: RefSeq, a predicted model, not a curated record
AGCAACGGCUGGGAGCGUUGUUGACAUCCCAGGCCGCAGUGGCGCAGGUCUGAGCCCAGAGUCUCGCCGCCCAUAAGAUGGCAGAGGUGGAGGAAACCCUAAAGAGGAUCCAGAGCCAUAAAGGGGUUAUAGGAACGAUGGUUGUAAAUGCGGAAGGCAUUCCCAUCCGAACGACCUUGGACAACUCAACAACAGUUCAGUACGCUGGUCUCCUGCAUCAGCUGACCAUGAAAGCCAAGAGCACCGUCCGUGACAUUGACCCUCAGAACGACCUAACUUUUCUUAGGAUCAGAUCCAAGAAACAUGAAAUCAUGGUAGCCCCAGAUAAGGAAUAUCUUCUGAUUGUCAUUCAGAAUCCAUGUGAAUAGACCUGCAACAGCCAAGUCCUGUGAUGCUGGGCUGAAAACACUUCACUCUCUAAAGAUUCCUGAGAUUAUAAUCCAAUCUAAGUGAUAUUUUGGACAGUCCUUUCUAUUUUUACAUUUAAACUCUUUACAUGUCUCAUUUAGU